CAUCUUCAGCCAUUAAUUCUCGUAUAUAUUAUAUGUCUCAGUUGUUUCUUUCUUAGAAUCCCAGUAGUGAGCUGAAAAAUGCUGAAGGUUUCAACUUUCCACUCCUUUCAACCAUACAUUCCUCAUGAAACCCAUCUUUCUCUUCUUCAAACCUGCAAAACCCAUAAAGAACCGAAACAAAUUCAUGCAUCCACGAUCAAAACGGGUAUAUUCAACCACAUUACAAUAGCUUCUCGAAUUUUAGCCUUUUAUUCUGACCCGAAAAUUGGAAACCUUGAGUAUGCUAGAUCAGUUUUUGAUCAAAUUGAAGAACCCAAUUCAUUUACUUGGAACACCAUUAUUAAGUGUUAUUUAGAGAAUCAUCAUUCUAAUGAUGCAAUUCUUAUGUUUUGUGAAUUGCUUCGUGAAUCGUCCGUAAGCCCAGAUAAUUUCACAUUGCCUUCUGUUAUCAAAGGAUGUGCUCGAUUAUGUGCACUUGAGGAAGGAAAACAGGUACAUGGGUUAAGUUUGAAAACUGGGUUUCAAUCUGAUUUAUAUGUACAAAGUAGUGUUGUUAGUUUGUAUUCUAAAUGCUUAGAUAUUGUUUCGGCUCGAAAAGUGUUUGAUAGAAUGGAGAAUGCAGAUAUGAUUUCUUGGAAUUCUUUAAUUGAUGGGUGUGUGAAAUGUGGAGAAAUUGAACUUGCUCAGAAGUUGUUCGAUGAAAUGCCAGAGAAGGAUUCAUUUUCUUGGACUGUUCUAAUUGAUGGGUACUCAAAAUGUGGCAAGGUUGACAUUGCUCGUGAUGUUUUUGAUAAGAUGCCGAAUAGGAAUUUGGUUUCCUGGAAUGCGAUGAUUAAUGGGUACAUGAAGUCUGGUGAUUUUGUGUCUGCUCAACAACUAUUCGACUCGAUGACAAAAAGAAAUAUCAUCACAUGGAAUACAUUAAUUUCUGGAUAUGAACGAAAUGAACGGUUUAUCUUAGCUCUGGAGGCUUUUGAGACUAUGCUUGAAGAGGGUCUAACUUCGACUAAUUCAACGUUGGUCAGUGUUCUUUCUGCUGUUUCAGGUUUAGCACUUCUUGAAAAGGGGAAUUGGAUUCACUCAUAUUUGGUCAGAAAUGGGUUGAAAAUAGAUGGUGUUCUUGGAACUGCACUUAUAGAAAUGUACUCCAAGUGUGGCAGUAUUGAUAGUGCUUUGGGUGUCUUUCAAGCAAUACCGAAGAGGAGAUUAGGGCAUUGGACUGCUAUGAUUGUAGGGUUAGGAAUGCAUGGUAUGGCAGUUGAAGCUCUUAAACUGUUCAGAAAAAUGCAGAGACUCCAAAUGAAACCUAAUUCCAUAACUUUCAUUGGGUUACUAAAUGCUUGUAGUCAUGCCGGUAUGGUUAAUCAAGGUCGUCAGAUUUUCAGUAUUAUGGAAGAAGAAUAUGGGAUAGAACCUACUAUUGAACACUAUGGAUGCUUGGUAGACCUCUUAUGCCGAGCAGGGCACCUAGAAGAGGCGAAGAACGUCAUAGAAAAUAUGCCCAUCAGGGCAAAUGCAGUAAUUUGGAUGAGUCUUCUGAGUGGUAGUAGGAACCACAGCAAUGUUGAGAUCGGUGAAUGUGCCGCCAAGCAUGUUAUCGAGAUGGCUCCAAAAACAGUUGGAUGCUAUGUUCUUCUCUCUAACAUAUAUGCCACAGUUGGUAGAUGGAACGAGGUCUCGAAAGUGAGAGAAAUGAUGAAGAAUAUUGGAAUAAGAAAAGACCCAGGAUGCAGUUUGAUCGAACACAAUGAUGUUUUUCAUGAGUUCGUUGUUGCUGAUAGUUCACAUCAUCAAAAAGAGGAGAUCUAUUCUAAGUUAAGCGAGAUGGACGACAGAUUGAGAUCUGCCGGGUACAUUCCUGACCUAACUCAAGUCUUGGUGUGCGUUGAAGGGCAGAAGGAGAAGGAAGCUGAAUUGGCUAACCAUAGCGAGAGAUUCGCUAUUGCUUUUGGGCUUAUCAAUGUGAAACCAGGAAAACCUAUUCGGAUUGUGAAGAACCUUCGAGUCUGUAAUGAUUGCCACUCUGUUACUAAAUUACUCUCAGCCAUAUAUGAUCGUGAAAUUAUUGUGAGGGAUAAUAGCAGAUACCAUCAUUUCAGAAAGGGGACUUGCUCAUGCAAAGACUAUUGGUGACUGAAUGGCUGCGGAGGUACCUAGUAGCAGGUACUAUCCUUUGCGCUUUUUCUUUUACAUUUUGAAGGUUAUAUGGUCUUUGUAGAGAAAUGUUAAAACUUAAUUUUCAGAAUUUUGUUGUAGGAUUGUAACAAUAAACACGAGUACUUUCUAAGAAUAUUUGCAUGGCCAACUAUGGCAAAGCAAUAAAAACAAAAUAUUUGAUUUUUC
Papaver somniferum (opium poppy) is the source of this 2343-nucleotide messenger RNA. RefSeq names its product pentatricopeptide repeat-containing protein At5g48910-like. The transcript has a single exon. The record is from RefSeq and is a predicted model, not a curated record. Gene Ontology annotation, molecular function: protein binding; RNA binding; zinc ion binding. Gene Ontology annotation, biological process: RNA modification. NCBI's taxonomy places the organism in Eukaryota, Viridiplantae, Streptophyta, Magnoliopsida, Ranunculales, Papaveraceae. Bases 79 to 2133 code for a protein of 684 amino acids.